AUGGCUGCUGCCAAUCUCUCAACGUACUCUGACUGCGUCUCAUCACUACGCACAUCUCUCAAGUUUCUCGAGUCAUCAGUUGAAACGCUCGAUAAUGGCGUCUCCGACUUCCCACGUUUAAUCAAUGUCCUCAAGACCGUCCGCCAUUACGAACUCAUUCCCCAGCCCACGCUCGCAGCAGCUGAAUCAUCACUCCGCGACGAAAUAGGCCCCUAUAUCGCUCUCCUUCUCGCCCGCGCGGACUCUCAAAUUGAGCGACAGGAACGCCGCAUCGAAACCCUCAAAGCCCGCGCAGAACUCCAGCAGGGCCGGUUAUCGCGCCCAGACGACAACUACGACGAAUACGGUGGCAAGUCUAAGAAGCAAAAAACUGGCAGUCGUAAGCUCACAACGGAAGAGAAGCUCCGCGCGAAAGCAGUCCGACAGCGCAAAGAAGCUUUGCGGUACGGCGUGGAACGACUAGAGCUAGAAGUGCUACAGAAGGAGAGAGAGCUUAGGAAGAGACUGGAAGGACGAUGA
Fusarium poae is the source of this 519-nucleotide messenger RNA. RefSeq lists its product as uncharacterized. The record is from RefSeq and is a predicted model, not a curated record. NCBI's taxonomy places the organism in Eukaryota, Fungi, Ascomycota, Sordariomycetes, Hypocreales, Nectriaceae. The transcript has 2 exons. Gene Ontology annotation, cellular component: spindle microtubule; DASH complex. The coding region runs from base 1 to 519 and encodes 172 amino acids. Gene Ontology annotation, biological process: attachment of spindle microtubules to kinetochore.